AUGCCUACUGAUUACAAGUUUGAGGGAUGGAUGGGAGAGGAUGAGAAGUCAGCGGAAGGGAAUAUGGUUUGGCAAGAGUACGAGCCCAAGAAGUGGGAGGAGACUGACGUCGAUAUCCGCAUCACCCACUGCGGUAUAUGCGGCUCCGAUAUUCACGUCCUCCGAUCAGGCUGGCGUCAAGCCCCAUACCCCGUCGUAGUAGGCCACGAGAUCGUCGGCGUCGCUGUACGCGUUGGAAGUCAAGCUGAAGGCGGCAUCAAAGUCGGCGACAUUGUCGGUGUCGGUGCUCAAUCCGACGCAUGCCUCAAUCGAAAGUUGGGCGAUGAUAACAAUGAACGGCCCAAGUGCAAUGAGUGUGCAUCUGGAGAGGAGAAUUAUUGCGCCCGCAUGGCUCCGACAUACGGUUCAAAGUUCCUUUCAACGGGCGAUAAGACGCAAGGUGGCUAUGCUCGCUAUCACCGCUGCCCUUCACACUUCGUCUUUCGCAUCCCUGAGGGUGUCGCUCCAGAAUAUGCGGCCCCGCUUCUCUGUGGCGGCGUUACUGUCUAUUCGCCUCUGAAGCAAUUUGGUGCUGGGCCUGGUAAGAAGGUCGGUAUCGUUGGCGUUGGAGGUCUAGGACAUUUUGCCGUACUCUUUGCUCGUGCGCUUGGGGCCGAUGAAGUUGUAGGUAUUUCGCGCAGGGAGAGCAAGAGACAGGAAGCUAUGGACUUGGGGUGUACAGAUUAUAUCGCAACUGCCGACGAGGAGGGAUGGGAAACGAAGAACUCUCGGAGGUUGGACCUCAUCAUCUCAACUGUAUCGUCUCCAAAGAUGCCUCUCGCUGAUUAUAUCGGCCUUCUACGACUAGACGGCACUCUCGUCCAAGUUGGACUUCCUGAAGGUCAACUCCCGUUCCGACCUGGUAGUCUCACUGGGGCGCGUCGAAGGAUUGCAGGCUCAAGCAUUGGAUCGCCAGCUGAGAUCAAAGAAAUGCUGCAGCUGGUCGCAGAUAAGAACGUCAAGCCCUGGGUCGAGAUGCGUCCUAUGUCAGAGGCAAACCAGGCUAUCGUUGACUUUGAGGCUGGAAAGCCGCGAUUCCGCUAUGUUUUAGUAAACCCGGAUUCCUGA
This is a messenger RNA of Fusarium musae, 1107 nucleotides long. RefSeq lists its product as uncharacterized. Gene Ontology annotation, molecular function: zinc ion binding; alcohol dehydrogenase (NADP+) activity. Gene Ontology annotation, biological process: alcohol metabolic process. The record is from RefSeq and is a predicted model, not a curated record. The transcript is spliced from 3 exons. Bases 1 to 1107 code for a protein of 368 amino acids. NCBI's taxonomy places the organism in Eukaryota, Fungi, Ascomycota, Sordariomycetes, Hypocreales, Nectriaceae.